GCGUACUCGUGAGUUUUACCGACGAUAGUGAGCGGCGAGGUUGUGCUUAUGUGAGGGAGGCAGCGGAGGAGCAGGAGGAGAGGGCGGAGGUGGUCGGGCUAUCUUGCGACUUUCGCCGGCCGACCGGUCUGCCGAUCUCGAAGCUGCGCUUGACGAAGGCAGACUGAGAGGAAGGAGAAGAAGACGAGAUGGCUCCCGCCCCCAAGCGUGUGCUUGUUACCGGAGCUGCAGGCCAAAUCGGCUAUGCGCUGGUCCCCAUGAUUGCCAGGGGCCACUUGCUGGGUCCCGACCAGCCAAUCAUCUUGCACAUGCUCGACAUUCCCCCAGCCGCAGAGUCAUUGGAAGGGGUGAAGAUGGAGCUCCUUGAUGCUGCCUACCCUCUCUUGCACGGGAUCGUCGCUACAACGGAUGUGACCGAGGCGUUCACGGGUGUGGAUAUUGCAAUUAUGGUGGGAGGAUUUCCACGCAAGCAAGGAAUGGAGAGAAAGGAGGUGAUGGGGAAGAAUGUCUCCAUCUACAAGGCGCAGGCCUCGGCACUCGCAAAAUUUGCCUCCAAGGAUGUCAAAGUUGUUGUUGUGGCAAAUCCGGCGAACACGAAUGCACUCGUGCUGAAGGCGUCCACUGAGGGGAACAUCUGUCCCAAGAACAUCACCUGCUUAACUAGACUGGAUCAUAACAGGGCAUUGGCGCAAAUUGCGGAGAGAUUGGGGGUCACCAGCAAAGAUGUGAAGAAUGUGAUCAUCUGGGGCAACCACUCCUCCACACAAUACCCAGACGUGAACCAUGGAACGGUGACCUUGGCCGACGGCAAGGAGCAUAACAUCCGCGAUGCAGUCAGUGAUGAUGCUUGGCUGAAUGACGAAUUUAUCAAGAUUGUGCAACAACGAGGAGCAGCGAUCAUCAACAAGCGAAAGCUAUCCAGCGCCCUCUCUGCUGCCAGCUCUGUGUGUGACCACGUCCGUGACUGGAUGCUGGGCACAGCUGAGGGCACAUGGACCUCCAUGGGAGUUGUUUCUGAUGGAUCAUAUGGUGCGCCGGCUGGAGUCGUUUACUCCUUCCCCGUGACGACGAAGGAUGGCGAAUGGACAAUCCAAUCUGGCAUGCUUUGCCACUACCAGAGCAGCUCAGAUGUGUCGAACCCACUGGGAUGGACGGCGGUCCGUCAGGAUCAAGACGAAGGGGACGAGGAUGAGGGAGAUGGAGAUGGAGGGGAUGAGGAUGAGGGACAUGGAGAUGGAGGAGAUGAGGAUGAGGGAGAUGGAGAUGGAGGGGAUGAGGAUGAGGGAGAUAGAGGGGAUGAGGAUGAGGGAGAUGGAGAUGGAGGGGAUGAGGAUGAGGGAGAUGGAGAUGGAGGGGAUGAGGAUGAGGGAGAUGGAGAUGGAGGGGAUGAGGAUGAGGGAGAUGGACAUGGAGAUGGAACCGGAAGGGACAGUGCAGCUGCGACGCAUACUCAACACGCACGUACUCCAAACUGUGCAAAUGAAGAAUGAAAUGAAAAACAGACUGCAGCUGGGUUAUACCCCCAGCGGAGUGACUGGCCUGGCCUGGCCUGGCCUGGUCUGGUACCGACAGUGGUACCGGGCAGAGAAGUGACGGGACUGAAUGAAUACACAGCCUCUCUGUGGGGUCAGUCCGUGGCCUGGUCCCACAGGCCGAACAGGCAAAAUACACAGAUAGAUAGCCCUGGCUGGCUCUAGGUCAGGGCAGCCAGAGGCAUGCUGCAUCGGAGCAAAUUCCACAAAGUGGGCAAUCUGGCUGGAUCUAUUUCAUAACCUCUGACAGUGUUUCUCCAUGUUGUCGUGACACAUUCCAAUCAACAUCACUGAAUGGA
Molecule: messenger RNA, 1831 nt
Organism: Chara braunii
Lineage: Eukaryota; Viridiplantae; Streptophyta; Charophyceae; Charales; Characeae
Source: the annotation of a GenBank genome assembly